This is a messenger RNA of Mugil cephalus (flathead mullet), 14678 nucleotides long. It is a transcript of the gene hmcn2, whose product is annotated as hemicentin 2. Gene Ontology annotation, molecular function: calcium ion binding. Gene Ontology annotation, biological process: homophilic cell-cell adhesion. The record is from RefSeq and is a predicted model, not a curated record. The transcript has 81 exons. Gene Ontology annotation, cellular component: plasma membrane. Bases 344 to 12949 code for a protein of 4201 amino acids. Lineage: Eukaryota; Metazoa; Chordata; Actinopteri; Mugiliformes; Mugilidae.
AAAACAGGUUGGGUCUCGGGAACCUUUUAAUACCCAUCUCCGCCCCCCGUUUGAAGCGUCAGAGCACCAGCUCUCCAGGGGCUCUCUAACGCAGAACCAGUCUACACGCUCCUCUAAACUUUACGCACGGAUGUGCUCCCGUGGAAGUAUUUAACGCGCGGUUUUGAUGUGCUUCAGCCGAGCCGUAUUGCUCCAAAUAACUUCUCUACCUACUGGAAGCGGUCCCAGGCUUGUUUGGCUGACUUUUUUUUUUUUUUUCCAAAAAAAAGUAAACUUUUUAAAAACUUUUAAAUUUUUAUGUGAUUCGCUUCAUUCCAGCAGACAGAUGCAGUAAAUCUGAAAAAUGGCCGGUGCCUUAUUAAAGUGCCUAGCCUUGGCGCUCUGUGUCAGCGCGCACGGACUCUUGGCAGACUCCCGGGUUGAGGAGGGUGAUGAAUCCGGUGACAGCGCCUCUACCCUGGCCUUUGUGUUCGAUGUUACCGGCUCCAUGUACGACGAUCUGAAACAGGUGAUAGAGGGCGCCUCGCGGAUCCUGGAGAAGACCCUCAGCCGGAGGACCAGACCCAUCAAAAACUUUGUCCUGGUCCCCUUCCAUGACCCAGAUAUUGGUCCUGUGUCCAUCACUACCGACCCAAAGAAGUUCCAACAGGACCUGCAAGAGCUGUUUGUCCAGGGUGGCGGCGACUGCCCUGAAAUGAGCAUAGGAGCCAUCAAGAAAGCCCUGGAGGUGUCCCUGCCUGGAUCCUUCAUCUAUGUUUUUACCGAUGCCAGGGCCAAAGACUACCGACUGAAAAGAGAUGUUCUGCAACUGGUGCAGCUCCGCCAGUCACAGGUAGUAUUUGUGUUGACGGGGGACUGCGGGGACCGCUCUCAGCCUGGUUACAGAGCGUACGAGGAGAUCGCUGCCACCUCCUCAGGACAAAUCUUUCACUUGGACAAGCAGCAGGUCAAUGAGGUUUUAAAGUGGGUAGAGGAGACAGUCCAGGCCAUGAAGGUCCACCUGCUGUCCUCCAACCAUGACAGUGCACAGGAAAACAAGUGGGAAGUGCCCUUUGACCCGAGCCUCAGAGAGGUCACCGUGUCUCUGAGUGGACCAGCACCGCAAAUCGAGCUCAGCGACCCAUUUGGUCGGGUAGUUGGUGUGGAGCAGGGCCUUAAAGAGCUGUUGAAUAUUCCCAAUUCUGCGCGUGUCAUCAAUCUUAAAUUUCCAAGGCCCGGAGCCUGGAAACUGAAGGUGAGCUGCAGUGGCCGUCACACGCUGAGGGUCACAGGGGUCAGCGAUCUAGACUUCCGAGCCGGCUUUUCCAGUGUGCCUGUGUCCGAGUUUAACCACACAAGAGAGAGACCAAUAAAAGGACUUCCAUCCCAUCUUAUGCUUAAAUGUUCAGGCCUGAAGCCUCCGGGUCAUCUUAGCCUCGUGGAGCUCGUGUCAGGCUCAGGCCGCUCCUUGCGCACGAUCCCUGUGCCUCUGCCCUCUGACCUCGGACAACAAGGGCUGUGGAGUCUCCCAGAGUUUCGCACCCCUCCCCAGAGCUUCUUCAUCAAGGUAACGGGCAAAGACGAGGAGGGCUACCGCUUCCAGAGGCUGUCCAGCGUCUCCUACACCAACAUCGUUCCAGAUCCCCCAGCUGUGAGCAUGCCUGAUGUGGUGAAGGGCUUCUACAUGCAGCCAGCUGUCAUUGGCUGCUCGGUGCGGAGUGACGUUCCCUACAGGCUAAGAUUCACCAGAAGUGGGAUUACGCUGGGAGAGGAAAAGUUCUUUCAGAAUUCUGCCAUGGCAUCGUGGGAGAUUGGCGAAGCAUCAGCAGAAGACGAAGGCCUGUACGAGUGUAUAGCGCAAAGCAGCGCAGGACAGGGACGGGCCUUAACGCAAUUAACUGUCAGAGAGCCUCCUCCGGUCUUGAAGCCCGCGGUGAAUGUGACUUCCUCUGUGGGAGGUGUGGCUGUGUUGUCCUGCCAAGUGGAAGGCUCCAUGCGCCACAACUUGACCUGGCAUCGAGCGGGACGCACCAUCCGGGCCCAGGCGGGGCGGGUGAAGCUGCUGGCCGACUCGUCCCUCCAGAUCAGCGGGGUGAGAGCUCAAGAUGCUGGACAGUACCACUGCGUGGCCACCAACGCCCAUGGAGACAGCAGAAUCACCGUCUGGCUUCUCGUCCCAGAGGCUCCUUCAGUGGUAGUACACCCUCAAACCCAGGCUUUCUCCCGAGGGGAUGAGAUCCGCCUGGUCUGUUCAGCGUCCGGAUCCCCUCCUCCCCAGCUCUUCUGGAGCCAUGGAAACAUGUUUCUAACUAAUCGGCCGAGGUUGAGCCUGGGCCAGAAUGGAGUUCUGUCCAUCAGAGGGGCUCUCCCAGAGGAUGCUGGGAACUACACAUGUCUGGCUACCAAUGAGGCUGGAACGGCUUCUCAGUCUGUGUCACUUACCUAUGCAGAGCUGCCGAGAAUAACCGUGGUACAGCAGGUUGUGCUUGUGUCGGUUGGUGCGGAUGCAACUCUGGAGUGUCAAGCCACAGGAGUUCCCGCUCCACUUGUUCACUGGUUCAAAGGUGAGCUUGCGGUGGGCUCCGCUCCGUUUGUUGAGCAGGAUGUUCACCGAGGGACCCUCCACAUUCGAGGCGUGCAGGAGGUCGACGCUGGUCGGUACAGCUGCAUGGCAAGCAGCUCUGCUGGAACCUCCUCUGGCACUGUCAGUUUGGAGGUUGGAGUGGGUCCAUUGUUCUCUGAGGCACCGGUCGACGUAACAGCUAACGUAGGGGAGAAUGUCACCCUCCCCUGCGUUGCCCGAGGCUUCCCGCAGCCGACGGUGACUUGGCGCAGGCAGGAUGGCAGACAGAUUCUUAAAAGGACAGACAGCCACAGCAGAACAAUGCAGCUGGAGAACGGACAUCUUCUAAUCCAAAGUGUCUGGCUGGAAGAUGAAGGGGUUUAUGUCUGUGAGGCCAAGAACGCGUUUGGUACAAUCAAAGCAGAGGCCAGAGUUAGCAUCACUGGGCUGGAACCUCCUCUGCUGGCUCAAACUGCUCCAAUCAUCACCACUGGCUCUGGCCAGUCUCUUAGUAUUCCUUGCAUGCUGUUGGAUGGAAUACCUCUUCCAGAAAGACACUGGACCCAAAAUGGCAAACCUGUGCAGCUGAAUGGGAGGAUGUUCUUGAGGAGCGAUGGCAGUUUGUUCAUUGAAAGAGCCAUCCCAGAGGACACUGGGACGUAUGUCUGCACUGCAGUGAAUGUAGUAGGAUCCACGAACAUCACAGUCAGCCUUGAGGUCCAUGUGCCCCCAGAGAUCAACGCCGGUCCGUACCACUACAUAGCCAACGAGGGUGUUGCCAUCACACUAUCAUGCGAGGCCAGCGGAGUUCCCAAGCCAGAUGUAGUCUGGUCCAAGGGGAGGCAGCCUCUGCCCAGGGACCGCUCCUCUCUCCAGUCUGACUCAGACGGGUACCUCCACAUCCGCCACCCCACUGCUGACGACGCUGGCGUCUACAUCUGCACUGCCACCAGUCCCGUGGGCUACGCUAGCCGAGAGAUCCAGCUCAGUGUCAACACCAUGCCAAAGAUAAUGGGUGUGAGUGGCCACGACAACACAGUAAAGAUGGCUGCAGAGGUGGGCACGGAGGUCGUUCUACCAUGUGAGGCCCAGGGAAGUCCUUCCCCACUAGUCACAUGGAGAAGAAACGGCCAUCCCAUCCCUCCCGUCACAGCUGGGUUCACUGUUUUGCCUUCAGGCUCCCUGAAGAUCACUGAUGUGCGCCUGAUUGAUAGCAAACUGUACACCUGUACUGCAGAAAACCCAGCAGGCAACGUGUCCCUAAGCUACAAUUUACACAUUCAAGUUAAACCCAGGAUUCAGCCAGCGCCCUCCCUCCUGAAAGCCCUGAUUGGCCAAACAGUGACUCUGCCUUGUGUGGUCCAGGGCGAGCCAAGUCCUGAGGUCACUUGGCUUCACAAUGGCCUCCCUGUUGGGGUCAAGAAUGUUACACCCCUAAGGAUCCAGCGGGUCAGCCUCGCUGACCAGGGAACCUACCAGUGUGUGGCCAGGAACAGUGCCGGACAAGAGACCCUGGAGAUCAAGCUGGAAAUUCUUGAGGCCCCGUCCUUUGCAGAGCCUGGAGACGCCAUCAUGGAGAAAGUAGCCAACAGCAAGGUCAUCAUCCCCUGCCCUGCUGAAGGAUCACCUCGGCCCAAGGUGCGCUGGUUCAAGAACGGCCUGGAGAUACACCCCGAACAAUCAGAGUUUUCUGUGGCGAGGGAUGGAGCGCUCGUAAUUAGCACAGCAUCUGCCAGUCACAGUGGGGACUUCAAGUGUGUGGCAACCAACGAGGCAGGCUCUGUGGAGAGAAAAACUAGGCUAAAAGUAAACGUUCCACCGGAGAUCCAAGAGGACGGGCAGCCCCUGAAUCUCACUGUCACCUUGAAGCAGCCUCUCACUCUGGGCUGUGAUGCCUUCGGGAUUCCCUCUCCGAUAAUCACCUGGACCAAAGACGGCCAUUCUGUGGACACUCCUGGGGUGUAUCUGCAGAAUGGGAACAGGCUGCUCAGAAUCUACAGGGUUCAGCCUGAACAUGCGGGACAGUUUGCCUGCACAGCACAAAACUCAGCUGGAGAGGCCCGGAGAGAAUAUAACAUAGUGGUGCAAGCUCCACCGGUGAUCUCGGGGGCAUCCCGCCUGCAGGAGCUAACUGUGGUGCUGGGCCAGGAGGUGGAGUUUCAGUGUCGAGUCAGUGGACGACCAGCGCCCAGAGUGGAAUGGAGCCGCGAUGGAGAGGUUCUCUCCCGUGAUGGGGACCCGCAUGUGGAGUUUCUGGAAGACGGCCAGGUGUUGAAGGUGAAGUCAGUAAGACUGAGGGACCAGGGGCUUUACCAGUGCCUGGCCAGUAACAACGCAGGGACUCAGAUGCGCCAGUUCAGACUCACAGUGCAAGCUCCCCCCACCAUCAAGGGUGGAAGUGAGACCUCAGAGGUGUCAGUGGUGCUGGGUUUCCCCACAGUCCUUCCCUGUGAUGUGGAGGGCUCACCCACACCCAGCAUUACCUGGCUAAAGGACAACCAGCCCAUCGUGUCCACUCCGCAGCGAACGUACACCCGCGGUGGGCAGGCUCUGCGGCUGGGAUCAGCACAGGGAGACAGCAGUGGCCUCUACACCUGCAAGGCCACAAAUCCAGCCGGCACAGCCAUCAGGCACUAUUCCCUCAGGGUUCUGGUCCCUCCACAGAUAGAAGGAGACUCCACGUCCUUGACAUUUGGUGGUCAGGAAGAGAAAGUGCGUGUCAAUGGGAGUUUAACUCUGUCCUGCCUGGCUAAAGGUUUCCCUGAGCCCAAAGUUCUUUGGUUCAAAGAUGGACAGCUGCUGACUGGAAACUCACAUGCCGGCAUCCAAGAGAGUGGCCACUUCCUCCACAUAGAGGACGCCAUGCUGUCCCACGAGGGGCAAUACACUUGUGUGGUCAGCAACUCUGCAGGAGAGGACAAGAGAGACUUUCAUGUUACCAUUCAAGUUCCUCCGAUCUUCCACCGAGUGACUAACAGGGAGGCAGCCUGGGGUCUGGGACACGAGGAUGAUGAUGAAAAGAACGAGGACAUGGUAGAGAAGCGGGAGGUUGUCCUUGGCCAUCCAAUCAGCCUCUCCUGUGAGAGUAACGCCAUCCCCCCGCCCAAGCUCAGCUGGUACAAGGACGGUCGAAAGCUCACCUCAGCUGACGGGGUGGUACUACUUCCAGGUGGAAAUGUGCUACAAAUUGCCCGAGUGCAGAACGAGGAUGCUGGGAAGUAUACAUGUCAGGCUAUUAAUGAGGCAGGGGAAGACCACAUGCACUUUGAACUGGAGAUCCUAGUCCCUCCUGCUAUCUUGGGAGCAUCAAAGGAGUUUAUGGAGGAAAUGGGAGCGGUGGUCAACAGCACCGUGAUGUUACACUGUGACGUGACUGGACAUCCAGCACCGGUCAUCUCCUGGCUGAGAGAUGGGCAGCCGGUGCACACGGACUCACAGCACUACAUCAGUGAGGAUGGGACGCAACUUCAGCUCCUCAGUGUCCAGGUUUCAGACAUGGCUGGGUAUUUGUGUGUAGCUGAGAACAAGGUUGGAACAGUGGAGAAGCUCUUCAGUUUGACGGUUCAAGUGCCUCCUAGAAUAAGCGGCCCUAAGGAGGAAGCGGUUAGCGUUGUCCAAGGCCACAUGGUAUCACUGCUGUGUGACGUUCAAGCGUACCCUCCUCCGGAGAUCACCUGGACCAGAGACGGGCAGGUUCUUCACUUCAGCACCGGCAUCCAAAUUCUGCCAGGUGGCCAGAUGUUACAGUUGCCCCGAGCAAGACUGGAAGAUGCAGGGCAGUAUGUGUGCACGGCCACCAACUCAGCAGGACAAGAUCAGAAGAGUAUUCUCCUCAGUGUUUAUGUGCUACCCACCCUCAAACCCCGGCAUGAUGCUGAGUUGGACUCGCUGACACCCCAGGUUGGCUCCUCAGUCACCUUGCGAUGCGACGCACAUGGCGUCCCUGAGCCGGAGGUCACGUGGUACAAGAAUGGGCUGCAGCUGGCUGCAGGGAACGGGCUGAAGAUGGAGCGACACCAGCUGGAGAUCAUAGGCGUACAGAUAGCAGAUGGUGGCACAUACACUUGCAAAGUGUCCAACGUGGCUGGACAGGUAGACAGGACGUUCAGGCUGGCAGUUCAUGUUCCACCUGUUCUGGAUGGACCACUUCGGGAGUUUAUAAAUUACACUCUAGGCUCCCGUGUGGCCCUGCUGUGUGAGGCCACUGGAGUACCUGUCCCCAGUAUUACUUGGCUCAAAGACGGGACCCCUAUUGAGAGCAGUCUGCAGUGGCAGUGGUCCGUUCGUGGUAACAGGCUGGAGCUUGGGCCUCUCAGUCUGUCUCACGCUGGAACGUACACCUGCGUGGCCAAGAACGGCGAGGGACAAACACAGAAAGACUACACACUCACAGUGCAAGUGUCGCCCACCAUCCUCGACUCCGACCGCCCGUCUGAUCUGAGUGCGCCCUUGGGAGAGGAGUUGACCCUGGAGUGCAGAGCAAAUGGAACCCCUAAACCCAGCCUCAGCUGGCUGAAGGAUGGAGCGACACUAGAGGGAUCGGACGCCCGUCACAUCUCUGUGACCCCUGACGGCAGCACUCUAACCUUACUGAGGCUGAAACCCGAGGAUUCUGGGACAUACACGUGCUUGGCCGUCAAUCCAGCUGGACAGGAGAGCAAAAUCUACAGCCUUUUUGUACUAGUUCCGCCAUCUAUCUCCGGUGAGACCACUGUCCCCAGAGAGGUGCAGGUGACGCAGGACACCACCGUGACGCUGGAGUGUCAGGCAGCAGGAAACCCUCCGCCUCAGAUCAGCUGGCUGAAGGACGGGCGCCCCCUGCUCCUCUCUCCCCGCACACGCCUCCUCACUGGCGACUCUUUGCUGAGGAUUUCUCCUGUGCAGCUGUCUGAUUCUGGCGUUUACACUUGUCUGGCACGCAGUCGGGCCGGUCUUGCUGAGCUCAGCUACGACGUCCAAGUCCAAGUGCCCCCUGGUGUGGAUCAUGUUGAACCAGUGGAGCCGGUUACAGUGGUCCAGGGAUCAUUGGUGACAUUAACCUGUGAAGCUCGUGGUGUACCCCCUCCCACACUGACUUGGAUGAAGGACAGCCAGCCACUGUCACUUCACCGCAACCUGCUGCUGGACGGGCAGGAGACACGGCUGCAGCUGCCUGACGUGGCUCCUUCUGAUGCAGGCCUCUACAGCUGUGUGGCUAGUAACCAGGCUGGAAGUAGCACAAAGAGCUUUAACCUCACCGUGCUCGAGCCUCCAAAGAUAUCCAGCACCAGCUCUCCAGAAGAGCUGACCAUAGCUGUGGACAGUCAGCUGGAGCUGGAGUGCUCUGCAGUGGGAGUCCCACCUCCCACCCUCAGCUGGCUCAAGGAUGGUCGCCCCUUGGAAGGAAGUGAGAUUGUUCAGCAGGAGGGGCACUUUGUCAGGAUCAGCAAAGUUCAGGUUGAGGAUGCAGGUCUGUACACCUGCUUGGCCAGCAGCCCAGCCGGAGAGGAUGGAAAAAACCACUGGGUCCGAAUACAAGUGCCCCCAACGCUCCUAGGCUCCGGUGAUGUUAGGACGCUGACAGUACCAGUGAAUGGACACCUGACUUUGGAGUGCCUGGCUGAUAGUGACCCCCCUCCUGAUAUACAGUGGUACAAGGACGAGGCCAAACUGCAGCUGGGUGGUCGUAUCCAGCGGCUGGCAGGGGGUCAGUACCUGGAGAUCCAGGAGGUCAGGCCUGAGGACAGUGGCCAGUACAGCUGUGUGGUUACCAACAUGGCCGGGAGCACCAAUCUCUUCUUCACUGUGGAGAUUCUCUUACCCCCGGUAAUAAAGGAGAGUGGGUCCGUGGUGACAGUUCAUAUCGGCCAGGAUGCAGUUCUGCCUUGUGAAGUUGAAGGUGACUCCUCAUCUACGGUCACGUGGAGGAAAGACGGCUUCCCUGUGCCUCAAGAUAACAAGAAGUACACCAUGUUAUCAGAGGGCUCCUUGCGUGUACAUGAGGCUCAGCUGAACGAUGCGGGUCGGUACUACUGCACCGUGUCCAACCAGGCUGGCUCAGAUCACCGGGGAAUGGAUCUUCGUGUGUUUGUGGGUCCAUCAAUCAGUCCGGGUCCAUUCAACGUGACAGUAACCACCGGUAUUAGAGCUGUGCUGAGCUGUGAGACUACAGGUAUACCCCCACCUAAAAUAUCCUGGAAGAGGAACGGCACUCCACUCGAUGUCGGCCAGCAGCCUGGUGCAUACAGGUUGCUGCCCUCUGGGUCUCUGGUCCUUUUGUCCCCAGCCAGUGAGGAUGAAGGAUAUUUUGAGUGCACUGCAGUCAAUGACGUGGGAGAGGAGCGCAAGGUCAUCGAGGUCAUCCUGCAAGUCCCGCCAUCCAUAGAAGAUGACGUCACAACGGUCAAGGCUGUGAAAAUGUCACCCGUGGUGUUGCCUUGUCACGUACAAGGACAGCCUCAGCCCACUGUUACCUGGACGAAGGGCGGAGCCAAACUGAGCGCCAGAGGAGGAAGUUACCGUGUCCUUCCCACCGGAGUGUUGGAGAUAACUGCUGCUUUGCCCAGUCACACUGGCAGAUACACAUGCUCAGCCCGCAACCCGGCCGGAGUGGCUCACAAACACAUCACUCUCACAGUGCAAGAGCCGCCAGAGAUCAGGCCAAUGGCAGAGGAAGUGCAAGUGGUGCUGCAUCAUGGGACUGUUCUCCCCUGUGAGGUUCAAGGCUUCCCCAGACCAUCAAUCACCUGGCAAAGAGAAGGAGUUCCCAUAGCAGCAGGUCACAGGUUGGCUGUGCUCUCAAACGGAGCUCUGAAGUUCUCCCGUGUGACGCUCGGGGACGCGGGGGCCUACCAGUGUCUGGCAAAGAAUGACGCUGGUGUAGCUGUGGGCAGGACCAAACUAGUCCUUCAAGUUCCACCAGUGCUGAGUGUUCCUCGCGUUGAGUACACUGCUGUGUUGGGCCAGCCGGUCAGUCUGGAGUGUGUGGCUGAUGGACAGCCACAACCUGAAGUUACCUGGCACAAAGAGAGGAGGCCGGUGGUUGACGGUGCUCACAUACACAUCUUUGCCAAUGGAACUCUGGCAAUCACGUCCACCCAGCGCAGUGACGCAGGUCUUUACACCUGCACUGCCAAAAACCUCGCCGGCAGAGCCAGCCACGACAUGAGGCUGCUUAUCCAAGUCCCACCCAUGAUUCCUCCCGCGCAGACGGAACUGUCAGUCAUUCAGGGAUUUCAGGCGCUGCUGCCUUGCGCCGCUCAGGGUUCACCAGAGCCGAGAGUGUCGUGGGAGAAGAACGGCGCCACGGUGCCCAACCUUCCUGGUAAAUUCACUGUCCUGCGAUCAGGAGAGCUGAUUAUUGAGAGGGCGGAGCUGGGAGAUGCUGGUGUGUUUACAUGUGUCGCCACCAACACAGCUGGCUCUGUGAGACAAGACAUCCGCCUGUCCAUCAACAUGAGGCCUGUCUUCAAAGAGCUGCCAGGUGAUGUAACUCUGAAUAAAGGACAUAGCCUGGCUUUGUCCUGCCAUGCUCAGGGAACACCUCCUCCUGUCAUCUCCUGGACUGUCAACAACAGUCCCUAUGAAGGUGCUGUAGAUGAGUCAGGCCGGAGCUCAGUGUUCGUAGAGAACGUGACUUCGAGUGAUGCUGGGACCUACGUAUGCAUCGCAGAAAACAGUGUGGGCUCCAUCAGAGCACUCUCAUUUGUCCGUGUCAGAGAACCUCCGGUGUUGAAGGGUGAAGCCCACACGUCUCAGACAGUCGUCCAGGGUGGCAACGCUAUGCUUGACUGCCCGAUCCAUGGGGACCCCAGCCCCGUCCUCCGCUGGCUCAGAAAUGGAAACCCCUUACUCCGCUUCCACCGAAUGCAAACACUCCACAACGGAUCCUUGGUCAUUUACACCACCACUUCUGCAGACGAAGGGGAGUAUCAGUGUUUGGCUGAGAGUGAGGCUGGAACAGCAGAGAGGACCAUUACUCUCAAGGUUCAGAUCAAUGGAGGUUACUCUAACUGGGAGGAGUGGGGUCCAUGCAGUAGCACAUGUGGGCAAGGCUUCCAGGAGAGAAUCAGACUAUGCAACAACCCAGAGCCAGCUAACGGUGGCCGAUCAUGCAGCGGCCCCAGUAUCGACUCCAGGAAAUGUCAGGCUGGUCUGUGUCCAGGUGAGGUUCCACGUAAGGCAAGAGGCAGCCUGAUAGGAAUGGUGAAUGAGAGAGAGUUUGGCGUGUCCUUCCUGGAGGCCAACAUCACUGACAACGAGGAAGAAGGGAGCAGCACUCUACAGGCACGCCUGGAAAACAUUCCUCCCACUGUGGGUCCUUUGCUGAGGGUGCUGGUGUCUGUGUUUGCUCCCAUGUAUUGGACCACUGUGCUGCAGAACGGAGCAGCCAGGAACGGCUACACUUUAACCCAGGGCCAGUUCAGACAGGAGUCUCAGCUGGAGUUUGAGACUGGAGAGAUCCUUCGUUUGACGCAUGUUGCCAGAGGCGUGGAUUCCGAGGGAGUUUUACUAAUUGACGUAGUGAUCAAUGGAUUUGUCCCUCCGUCACUGUCAUCAUCUCAUCUGAGCCUGCAGGACUUUGAUGAGUCAUACGUGCAGACGGGCCAAGGGCAGCUGUAUUCGUGGUCAUCUCAGACCCACCAGAGAGGAGGAAACCCCAUGGUGCUGCGCUGUAAUCACACCAUUAUUUAUGAGGGCCAGGAGGAGCGCCAGGGCCCUCUGCUCCAGCUGCUCAAGGUCUCCGGGAUGAACAGCGCCUACAACAUGUUCACUCUCACUCUGGACUUCCAUAUCACUGCCAGCCUUCUCAUACCAGAUGGUUAUGAAGACAAAUGCCCUGAAGGGUUCAACCUUGACACCGCCUCCUACUGUGCCGAUGAAGAUGAGUGUGAGCUCCAGUCUCCCUGUUCCCAUUCGUGUAACAACAUCAUGGGAGGCUUUUCUUGUGCCUGCCCUUCUGGAUUUACCAUUUCUGCAGAGACCAACACAUGCAAAGAUAUUGAUGAGUGUUCCCAAGGCUCACACAUGUGCCACUACAACCAGCAGUGUGUCAACACAGUGGGCACAUAUCGCUGUCAGGCCAAGUGUGGACCCGGGUUUAAGCCCAGCAUCACAGGAAGCAGCUGUGAAGAUGUGGAUGAGUGUAAGGAGUCAGCUGUCUCCCCGUGCCAGCAUCAGUGCCUCAAUACUCUGGGCUCAUACCGCUGUAUCUGCCACCCCGGAUACCAGCUGUCAGGACACCGCUGCAUUGAUAUCAAUGAGUGCCUGAGGAAUGUAUGCCCGGCUCACCAGCAGUGCCGCAACACGGAGGGAGGAUACCAGUGUUUCGACAGCUGCCCAGCUGGCAUGACCAAAGCAGAGAAUGGAGCCUGUGUGGAUAUCGACGAGUGUCAGGAUGGAAGUCACAUGUGUCGCUACACUCAGAUCUGUCAGAACACAAUCGGAGGUUACGGAUGCGUGUGUCCCAGAGGUUACCGGUCCCAGGGAGUAGGCCUUCCGUGUUUGGACAUCGAUGAAUGUCUGCAGACGCCAAACCCUUGCGCCUACCAGUGCCGCAAUGUGCCUGGCAGCUUCAGGUGCUCGUGUCCUCCUGGUACUGUGCUGCUUGGGGAUGGGCGCUCCUGUGCAGGUCUGGAGAGAGGGCACACCUUUACCAACGGCACCAGAGUCAGAGCAAGACUGCGCCCACAGCUGGUGUCGUCCCUCGGCAGGCCCAUUCUCUCCCGCUCACAUGGAGUAUCUCGCAUUACCAGACAGAGCUGUCCUGUGGGGUACACCAACAGAGACGGCACGUGUGUCGAUGUGGAUGAGUGUCUGCUCCGGAAGCCAUGCCAACACGAGUGCAGAAACACCAUCGGCAGCUUCAAAUGCUCGUGUCCCCCAGGAUACCAGCUGCUACCCAACGGCAGGAGCUGUAAAGACAUAGAUGAAUGUGUGGAACAAGGAGUCCAGUGCGGACACAAUCAGAUGUGUUUCAAUACCCGAGGGGGAUACCAGUGUCUGGAUACCCCCUGCCCUACAUCCUACCAGAGUGGAGGAAGUCCUGGGACCUGCUACAGGCCCUGCUCUCUGGACUGCGCCACAGGAGGCUCUCCUCUGCUGCUGCAGUACAAGCUACUCACUCUCCCCUCUGGAAUCCCGGCCAAUCACAACGUGGUACGACUGUCAGCUUUCUCGGAGUCUGGAAUCCUCCAAGAGCGCACUUCCUUCACAAUACUUGAGCAAGAAUCGGAAACGGGUACAAUGGGCCGGGUGUUCGGCAUCAGGGACGAGGCCGGCAGGGGGAUCAUCUUCACCCUCCGGGUUCUGGACAGACCGGGGCUGGUGCGGCUCAAGGUGCAGGCCACCACUAUCUCCCUGCAGGGACGAAUUACCUACCAGAGCAUCUUCAUCAUCUACAUCUCCAUCUCAGCGUACCCCUACUAAGACUUUACAGAUGAGAGGCUGUUGGAUUCCUCUCAGUCGUAAGACAAACCCCCCCCCCUAAAAAUCCUGUGCAUUGGACACAGUAAGCUAUGCAAAGAAAGUCUGACGUACAGCGAAAGGUGGAUGUGGUUAGUAAGUGGAUGUCAUGAAGAUGUGUGCCCUGAUUUGUGAUUGAAAUAUCACUGUGGAAAAAAUUCCUAUCAGAAAAAAAAAAAGACCUUUAAAAUACUGCCUUCAGUAGAAUCUUUUGAAUUGAUCACAGAGUGGAACGGUUUAUAUUGAAGACAUCUGAACGGACAAAGUAUUCUGUUGAUUUAUUUGCCACCUGGCCAAUUUGGUGUGUACAUCUGAAAAUGCAGAACACAAAAAUAUAUAUUAUCAGCCAAGCACUGAAGUUAUUUAGCGUCCAUUAGGAAGUUUUUUUUUUUUUUUUUUUUUUUUUUUAAUGUUCUGCUGUCUAAUACUCGGUGUGUUUGUUUUCAAUGUUGAAUAUCUAAUUUUGGGGCAGAUUUACUCUCAUAUAAAAAUAAUUUUGCAACCCACACUUGGAAAUACAAGCCUGCUGCAAAUUAUUCCACAGCAAUGAAAUUGUAUAAUGUUUUCCCCUAUUAUUUUAAUUUAUUUAAGUCAUUUGAACGCAUCACUGGUUUAAACGACCUCCUGUCACAGGGGUUUGAUUUCACAAGGAUCUACUGGCAUUGUAACGGCACAUUGUAAAAGUGGCUUGUAGCUGCCCAGUGUUUCAUCUAUCUUAUGUGUUUUUGUACUCUUUUAUAACUUUUUUUGUUUUGUUUUGUUUUUCACCAAAAGUGUAAAGGUGCUAUUCUGAAUGUACUUGAGUGAUUUAGCUGAUACUAUUUCAAUAAUUCUUUGGUUUGGUGCUGGUGUCACAAAGACAAGAAAGUUAUUAACUAACCACUCAGUCGGACUGCACUUACAGUUUCUCCAGCGUGGCAUUGGCUACAAUAUAGCACGUCUUUCCUGCAUAAUGUCAUAUAGUGUGCCAUUAAUGUGCAAAUCUGUCCCCGUUGCUGUAAAUGAGUGUCAAAUAUUUGUAGAAAUAAAACAGACAACACUUUUGCUUUUGUAUAUAUCUUCUUACCACACCACCUCCGCCUCGCUCAUUAUGAUGUCUGUCUGCUUUUUUAUCUUUUCUACUGCCACUUUUUUGACUUAGUAAACCUAAAACAAAGCUGAAGUUUAAUCAAGUAGCCGAUCCUCGUCUCUUUCUUUCUCUCUCCAUUCAGAUUUUGCCUCCUUCUCUAUGUGGUCAGCUGUCAUUUCAGUUCAGAAUUGCUUUUAUGCUUCUCCGCCCCCUUCACCUCCCGUGUCCACGUCCACAGCCCGGCUCGACCUCAUCAGGGUCAACUCUUCACCCGAUACAGCUCUCUGGCAUUCUUUCAUCAUCACCACCGCCUGUGUCUAGACCCAGGAGGUUUCCUGUACCGAGCACAGCCUCACCCUCUCCCCGUCAAAUAUGAUAAAGUUAUUAGACUGGGUCUAAUCGCCAAAGACAUUUCUCUUAUUGUGCACAUUAUUAAAUUAAAUGUCCAUUUAGAAGCACGUCUCUCCUGAUUAAAAGAACAUCUUUCAUAAUAGGUUGUGACUCUGUGGAUUUCUCUGUCGUUACGCACCCUGUUUAGUGUCACGUAUACAACGUGUUCUCGUGACUAGUGCUUUGUAUAUCGGGAGGUAAAUAAACAGUGGAAUCAUAUGUAUAUACAAACUA